Molecule: messenger RNA, 1707 nt
Organism: Cladophialophora psammophila CBS 110553
Lineage: Eukaryota; Fungi; Ascomycota; Eurotiomycetes; Chaetothyriales; Herpotrichiellaceae
Exons: 1
Coding region: 1-1707 (568 amino acids)
Biological process (GO): positive regulation of transcription by RNA polymerase II
Cellular component (GO): nucleus
Molecular function (GO): DNA-binding transcription factor activity, RNA polymerase II-specific; zinc ion binding; transcription cis-regulatory region binding
Source: RefSeq, a predicted model, not a curated record
AUGCCCCGGCCGCGGAAGUCGACCAAUGUGCACGUCAAGCGGCGCACGCGGACCGGAUGUCGAACCUGUCGAGCUCGAAAGCUCAAAUGUGGGGAAGAGAAGCCCGUCUGUCAUCAAUGCUCACUCAAAGGCCUGAACUGUGACACAACCACUGCCCUCAAGUGGGAAACCGACUAUAUCGCCAAGGGCCUCAAGUUUGGGAGAGUCGGUGUUUGGUCCAAGGACCCAUACAAGUACAAAACAGCCUCGCUUUCCCCGACUUCGGACUGGUCCACUCAUGAGACUCCAGCUCUGUGGUGGUGUCCUGUUCCAGACAUUUACCCCUACAGCUUUGUGAAUGCCACGGUGGAUACUCUGCGCGAAUUGGACUAUUGUGAAUUCGGAACAGAAGAGAGCACCCGCCAUCGAGUCGCGGCUUCGGGAACAUCAGAAGGAGAUGCCGCUGUCACAUCAUCUCUCAGCCCCUGGCCAACAACUCAGAGCCUGGCAUGGUCCUCGAAAACCCGGAUUGUUGCGUCCCUAAGUAUCUUACCGCAAUGGCAAACUCCGGAACACUCUUCACUGCUUUCUUACUACGUCGAAAGAAUUUGCAGAAUGACCGUCUCGAGCUUGACAUCCGACUCCCCUUUCGCAACCCUACUCCUUCCUUUCGCCAUCAGCACCUCGUCUCUGACUAUGCACUCUAUGUUGGCACUUGCCGCCUGCCAUCGGUCGCGAACGGAUUCACAUUACAAAGCGAUAGCAUUGGAGCUCAGCCACCAAGCUCUCCAAGCCCUUCGGACCAAGUUAAGCGACUGCGACUCAAAAAUGGUCGUAAUGGUUCCAGAAACAUUGGUCGUCAUGCUUCUCCUUUGUAUGUUUGAGAUCGUGAACGAAUGUGACAGUCGAUGGGUGGUCCAUCUGAAAGGAGCCCGCGAGUUGAUCCGCGUUCGCAGACGGCACCAAGAAGCCCCCACAUAUGAGACGGAUGCUAGCAUCCUCGUUCAAUUCUGUGAACGUUUCUUUGCCUUUCAGGACAUCAUGGGCCGCACUGCCUGUGGCGAAGAUCCUGUUUUUGGAAGCGACUUUUGGGCGAAUGACCAGACCGACUGCGAACCUUGGCUCGGGUGCUCUCCCCAGCUGGUCUCCAUCUUGAGCAGAAUCACCGAGUUAGGACGACAGGGCCCGACAAGUCGCAAAACCGCCGCAUUCCAUGCAGCCGCCGGAGCUCUUGAAAGACAACUGGACAUGUUGAGGCAAACAGUCGACGAUACCAGUGACGAUAUCCUAAAUCAGGCUGGUGAACUCAAGCGGCUCGCGGCCGAGGUCUAUCUGCAGUGCGCAUUGAACGGAGCCGGCCCUUCCACACCGUGGGUAUCUCAGCAAGUGUCCGAAAUCCUACGUUUUGUCAGUAUUUUGCUGGAGUCUGGAUUGUUUUCGGGCAUCUGCUGGCCCCUGUUCAUUGCAGCUGUUGAGUUACAUCCGGACCAGGAUCCUCUACUGUGCUGGGAGGCCGGCAACGCCCCAAAGUAUGCACGAAUUUUCAUCCUCAAUGCCCUGGAAAAGCUCACAGGCUCAAUGGUGAACACCAUCCGAAUCCGCACGGUCAUUGAAAUGGUUUGGCAAGCGCGAGAGUUGCGUGGAGUCCCAGCCGGCGCGACCGCUUCCCCGGAAAGUGACUGGGAACAGUUUGUGGCGCCGUUUUGCGGAAACAUGUCUCUGGCGUGA